UCAUUCAGCCUAUUUUCCAAGCCUGCGGGUUACCAAAGUCCGCUUAUUUUAUGUCGUGAAAUGUUUGCUAUGGGACAGUGAGGAGGAUGUCGGUUUGUCUCGCGCUCAUCCGUACCUGUCCGCGCGCAUGGAGCGUUCAGACGCAGGUGCAGCAGGAGAGGCCGCUGCUGGAGACGUGCGCAGGACAGUGGCGGCGUUCAGCUGUCCGACUGUGGCCACAGCACGAAUCACUUUACCUGGAGUGAUGGACGCGGAAGGCAGGGUGGACGAGUCCAGAUUGAGGAGGCAUGUUUUCAGAAACGUUGGUCUGCUUCCUCAUGAGAGAAGCCUUGUGUGGCGUUUUCUGUUUGGAAUGUAUCCCUGCAGUUCCACUGCUCUGGAGCGCCCCCUGCUGCUGGAGCAAUUGGUCGUCCGAUACCAGGUCAUGAAAGGAAAGUGGCAACGGUUACUUCCCUCAACAGUGAACAUGCACAUCAAUGGCACAGAUGUGGAAUUAAUAGUAGCCAUUGAAUACUUCAACAAGAGACAGGCUCGGGUCAAACAAGAGUCCCUGGAGUACAGAGACGAGAUCAGAGAGAGGCUGGCCUUCUUGGAGCUCCAGGCACAGAUCUUGUUUGAGCGGUUCACCCUGGAUCAAGAGGAGCUACAGGAAGCAAUAAGAAUAAUAGACAAAGAUGUGCCACGAACAAACAGAGACCUGAGCUAUUACAAAGGUGAGGGCUCAGGUAAUCUCUUGGUCUUAAGAAAUAUCCUCAUCACUUAUGCUGCUUUUCAUCCAGAAGUGAGUUAUGCACAAGGAAUGAAUGACCUGUGCAGCCGCUUCCUGGAGGUUCUGGACUCAGAAGUGGACACUUUCUGGAGUUUCUCCUGUUACAUGGAGAAGUUUUCAAAGGACUUUAGAGCUGAUGGGCUGCACCGAAAAAUAGAAUUGGAGGCAGCAUUACUCAAAGAGCUGGACCCACAGCUCUAUGGCCACCUAAUGACUAACAACAUGGAGAGUUUCACCUUUUGUCACCGAUGGCUGCUGCUGGGCUUUCAAAGGGAGUUUAAACACAGCGAGGCUCUUCGUCUGUUUGAGAUCCUGAGCUGUGACCACUUGGAGCUGGUUUCUCAGCAAGUGGAGCGCGCACGGUACCAGGAGAGACUGGCACAAAAGAGGGCCUCAGACAGUGGUACCCAAACACAUCUGCAAAGCAUCAACCCAGACUUCACAUUUGAGCUGUUCAUCUGUGCGGCCAUUCUUCUGGAAAACAGGGGCUUUCUGUUAAGGUGUCGAAAUGAUGUCCAGCUAAUACAGUUUGCAAACAGUCUUCAAGGAACUCUGGACCUAAAUAGCACUCUGAAGAAAGCAGAGCAGCUGUUCUUCGACUACUGCAAGCGCCGCUCUUGGGAUUACCUGAGUAGACACUGCCAACAACCCAGCGACAGCGGAGACCUUUUCUAUCUUCUACGUAAUUUCUUUGUAUUGAAAUGAUUUUAUUAAGAAAUCAGGGAUACAAAAUGCUGCUGUGAAAAUAUACAAUAAUAUGUAUGUACAUUUGUUUUUGUAUUUAUUUUUAAAAAGUGGACAAUAUCUAAAAUAUCGC
Molecule: messenger RNA, 1586 nt
Organism: Periophthalmus magnuspinnatus
Lineage: Eukaryota; Metazoa; Chordata; Actinopteri; Gobiiformes; Gobiidae
Product: TBC1 domain family member 15
Exons: 10
Coding region: 128-1474 (448 amino acids)
Biological process (GO): activation of GTPase activity
Molecular function (GO): GTPase activator activity
Source: RefSeq, a predicted model, not a curated record